Messenger RNA from Odontomachus brunneus, 5828 nucleotides. It is a transcript of the gene stau, whose product is annotated as double-stranded RNA-binding protein Staufen homolog 2. The coding region runs from base 210 to 2603 and encodes 797 amino acids. The record is from RefSeq and is a predicted model, not a curated record. NCBI's taxonomy places the organism in Eukaryota, Metazoa, Arthropoda, Insecta, Hymenoptera, Formicidae. The transcript is spliced from 8 exons.
UCAGUCUCACAUUAAAAUGGCCGCAUUUUAGUCUACAGAAUAUACUUUUCUUUACUGUUUGCCAAUAUCCCGUGCUGAGGGCUUGGCGGUGUUCGCUACAUGGUGUGGCCGAUCUGUUUCGCCGGAAAUUUCACUGUAUCGUGUGUCGCGCGCAAAAUUUCCGUGAAAUAGAACGAGCUAGAUCGGGUUUCUCUAUAGAUUUUCAUAAGAUGUUACGCCAUCACGCAAUGCAAAAUCAGUUGCGAGAUAACAGAAUGGCAGGUCCGAUGCGGCCUAUGCAGCAGGCUAACUUGCCCCCUUUACAUCAGCCGCAGCAUCUGUUGCCGCAUCGGAAUCCACAUCAACCAAUACUGUCAAUGCCCCCCCAUCAACAGCAUAUGCAUCACAUGCAGCAUCCUGGCCCGCCGCAUGGAAAUCCCAGACAGCCAAUGUUGAUGGGCAUGAAUACGCACAAUGCAAACAAUACUAUGGUUAGCGUUAGCAUGAAGGACCAGACGAGCACGGUCUCUGUGACUCUUCAGAACUCGAAUAUACAGUCCCAAUAUCAUCAGCAGCAGCAGCAACCGAAUAACCAACCGAAUCAAUCUCUCCAACAGCAGACGCAGCAACAGCAACAAUCACAGCAGCAGCAACAGCCGCAGCAGCACGUGUCGCAGCAGGUCGUUACCGAACAAACGAAAACAGUGACGAACGAUGGCAACGGAGGAGAGUCCAGGGACGAUGGUUCAUCCGGUCAGAAUCAUGCCAACGUAACCAAUCCAGCUUUGGCAAACAUGAAAGAAAAGACACCUAUGUGUUUGUUGAACGAGCUGGCGAGAUUCAAUAGGGUUCAGCAUCAGUAUAGACUCACUAAUGAGCAAGGACCGGCGCACAAGAAGAGAUUCACUGUGACGCUAAAACUCGGCGAAGAGGAGUAUAUCGCGGAAGGUCCCAGUAUAAAGAAGGCUCAACACAGCGCAGCGACAGAAGCGUUAACUAAGACUUGGUACCGUCAGCCGCCCCCUAAACCCACAAAGGCCAUGAGGAUUGGUCAUCUAGGCAAAUGUCCAACCGGCUCGGGACAUUUGCCUCCCACUGUUGAACUGAACGCUCUUGCCAUGAAACGCGGCGAACCGACUGUCUACACAUUUCGACAAGCACCACCAGCCGCACUGCAGCAUCAAUAUGCGGUAACGCACGGUUUCGGCAACUAUCCGCGAAUGUUUAACCCACGACUUCCGUACAAUCGCGGAGUUCACACGGAUCUUCAAGGAUUGUAUCUCGUUUCUCUGAAAGUCGGCGAACGCGAGUUCACAGGCAGAGGUCUGACCGGGCAAGCGGCCCGUCAUGACGCGGCCAGCAGAGCCUUGGAACAAUUGCGCCAAUUACCACUGCCGGAGGAAGUCGCGAACGCUAACAACACCAACGAGAAUGGAACAUUGAGCGGAAUCGACGAUCCGAAUGCAGAAUUGAAGAGUCCAGUAUCUUUAGUCCAUGAGACCGCAUUGAAGCGUGGGCUACCAGUCAGCUUCGAAGUCGUCUCAGAGAGCGGUAAACCCCACAUAAGAACUUUCAUGACGAAGUGUACUGUUGGUGACAAAGUUACCGUGGGAGAAGGAUCCUCGAAAAAGGUAUCAAAAAAACGCGCCGCCGAGUUAAUGUUAGAGGAACUGAAGCGUCUUCCCCCGUUACCCGCUAGCAUACAAAAUCGAUCACUGCGAGUCAAGCGUAAGCCACCGGCAACAAAGAAGAAAUCUCGUAAUUUAAUUAAAGUCUAUCAAGAGCCCCGCUCGGAAAACGAAGCCGCGGAGGAAGUUAAUCCGGUCUCGCGUCUGGUUCAGAUUCAACAGGCAAAACGAGAACGAGAGCCCGUCUACAAUCUUAUAGACGAGAAGGGCGCGCCGAGACGCAGAGAGUUCAUCAUGGAGGUGACUAUGGGUCAGCAUUCAGCUCAAGGAAUUGGACCUAACAAGAAAUUGGCCAAAAGAGCUGCUGCCGAAGCUCUUUUGACACAAUUAGGGUACAGCAAACCGUCGCCACAACCCGCCAAGCCAUCCAUUAAAACAGGAGACAGUGAGAAUACGGAGACAAAGCCCAGGAAGGUGACAUUUCUCGAAGAUGAUCAAAUAAACGAUACUCAACCUCACUCGGUAGGAGGUACUAUCGGCCGUCAAUUAGCACCUGGUCUUCUACUGGUGGAUGGAGGUCAAGAAUCUAAAUUAGGGGGCGGACCCAGUGUGCAGAUAGUUGCUGAAGAAUUGCGUGGGCAGCAGCAGCAGAACUCCGCUGGUGUCUCACCCAAAGAUCAAUUGCAUUAUCUAUCUCAGUUACUUAACUUCAGUGUAGAAUUCAGCGAUUUCCCGAAGGGUGUGUCCAUAAACAAGGAAUAUCUUUCGCUCGUAUCACUCAGCACCGAUCCACCGCAAGUAUGUCAUGGCAACGGAGCGACAAUAGCUGCGAGCCGUAAUCAAGCGGCGUUAAGGGCUCUUCGUACUCUCACGAAACUGGGACUUGACAAUGCUGCGAAUGCGCAAGCGAAGAAAGACAAAGGUGCGUCUGGUGAUGGAAUACACAUUAGCAUUCAAGUUAAAAACAACAUUAUGGAUGGAGCUAUCGAUAAGUAACUGAAUAACGUUUAAGACUCGCAUACAACGUUGAGUUAUAUUUAUGCUUCUUUAAGACACUGCGAAAGAGAAAAUUUAUUAUUAAAUUUUUUUAUUGAAAAAUUUAUUGUGCGGUAUUAAUAAGGAUUAUCAAUACCAAGGGUUAUUAUUUCGAGCGGUUUUUUAUUUACUUAUGGACAUAUUUACAUGUUAUUUUAUAUUUACGAUCUCUUUCUUUUUUAUUAUGCAAUGAUUUAACUAUAUUUUGAAUUAUAAAAUAACACUUGUCUAUUGUAGAAAAAUCAUAAUUUAUAAAAAUGUACUUUAUCAAACAAAAAAAAACAAAGAUUAUCGCGCGAUUACGCUUUUAUGUACUUGAUAUUCACUUUUAUUUUAUGUACUUGAUGCUCAAAUUGUUGAAUUACGAAAAGUUAAAUUAUGAAAAGUUGAAUAAAAGUUCAACAAACAUCCGAUCAGUUAUAUAUUAUUGGUUAAUUAUAUAUAUUAAUGAUCAUUGCUUAAUUAUUAUGCAAAACUUUCUAAUCUUUCACAGUGUCUUAAUUAUAUUGAAAUGCCGUUCAAGCACCAAUAAGCCAUGUGUAUUUAAUAACUGCGUGAAAAUCUUUCUGUUUAGUAAUAACAAUCUGAUCAGUCACAAUAGAUAAAGCUGACUUUCUGUGACUAUCGGAGAUACGUUACUAUCAAUCGUAUUGUAGACAACGGCGUAUCGUUGAACUACUCGUAUAUAUUUGCACUUUUUGCAAAAUUGAUUAACGUUACGUGAGAUCACGACAAACGUUUAUUAUUGGUGCUUGAUCGCGGUUGCGAUCCUAGCAGUGACCAGCUAUAACCGCUAUAUUUAUUGUGUAACCUUUUCAUUGAGAGGAUCGCAAUCGAAGUGCGAAGAAUAACUUAUCCACGAGAAUUCGAGAUGAUUAUUCGCCAAUUGUAACUGGCCAAUGAUCAUAUGAACACUCGGUAGACACGAUAAGCAGAGUUACGAAAUCUGGAGAUGAAAUGCGACCAUCUCUUCAUUUCUGAAUUACGAGUUCCUUGGCUUUCUCAUUAUUAUGAAUGAAAAAUGAAGCUAUGUCUUAUUACCUAACGCUGAAACGCGAAUUAUCGCGUGAAUGAUCGUAGUACGAUUUCUUUCUUCCUUUCUUUCUGUUACAUUUCAAUAUAUUCUAUUUUUUCCUCUCGUCGUGAUCAAUUAGCUUACGAUAUAAUGUACUUUUAUCGUUUCGUCAAAGCAGAUCUCAAAAUUAAUUUCUAUUUUGUCGCAUAUAAAAAUGAUGUUUUUUCUCAGAGUAUACUCUGGUUACCUCAGCUUAAGAUAAGUGAUUGUGUGAAAGAUUGAGUAGUUAUUGUUUGAUUGGUAAAAGCCGUACCAUAGGUAAUGCGAUAUACAACUCUCUCCACGCCCCAGUUUGCUUUUCUACAGGGGCCAGAAGCAUUCUGGAGCUCGUACAUUCAUAUUCCGUAAAAUAUUGAGAAGUGAAGGAAAAUAGAAAUUUCCAUACACCUAUCUAUCUAUCUCCGGCGGUGGAUAAGUAAAAUGGAUACGUUGUGUAUUGGAAAUUUCGCUGAAUCUAAAAAAAAGAAGAAAGAGAAAGUGAGAACAAGGAGAGAAGAAAAAGGUAAUAACUCAAAAUUUGUCCCGUUGCAUCGAGAAUAUUACUGAAUUAUUUUCGACAAACGGAUUUUUUCUGUCAGUCAACGGUGAAUUUUGUCUUGUUGCCCAAAAAAGAGGAGAGGAGAAAGAAAAUGAGAGAAACGUUACGGCACGGAGAAAAUUCGAUAAUGAACGAGGAACGGGCAAUGAGAAACGGUACAGACUUCAAGUAAUAGCGUUGCUUUUAUUUGUCGAAACGAAGAAUUUCUUUCGCGCACUCAACACGAGGAUGUGAUCAACGUUUGCCUUCACCGACAACAUUUUAUUCCGCAAAGAUCUUUGUACUGACAUUCUCAAUCUCAGCCUGUCCUCUCAUUCAUCGUUCGCAUACAACUCGAUUUAUUGAACAACAAACAAAAUUAUAUAACUGUUAUUGUUCACUAAACUCGUGCACGUACUGAUUUCAUAACGCCCACUCGUUACAUCGUAGAUUGCGUAACUGAUGUCGAGCAUUCGAGACGAUUCCCGAAAUAAUGCACGCGGUUACAUUCGAUCAUUCGUUGAAGGCCAUUUGCAAACAAUUAUUUAUUGAUUCGUCAGAGGAGCUCGUGGAAAUGAGCCGCCUCUCUUGGUCUGAUUAUAUAUCGCUUUAAUAGAUGGGCCUUUCUUGUUCAUGUGGCAUUCAGUAUUAUGAGACAUAGUGGUAGAUCCCAUUAUAUAUAUAUAUAUAUAUACAUAUAUAUAUAUAUAUACAUAUAUAUAGUUUUUCAAGAUGAACACACAGAGAGGAAGAAACCAAUUUGAUGAACAACUGUCGUCCCACGCUGGGAGGAUAAUUUUAUGCGUGUAACGAUAAUACCAUAGUUAAUCGUAAUGAUAAGCGAACAACGUUUCACCGAAAUAUAGGAACUAUACGAAUUCCUCGACACUUUAAAGAUGGCCUGUUAAGUUAAAAAUUAAACCCGGUGCAUGUACUCGGGCGCGAAUCCGCAAAAUGUCGAGGAAACGCGAAAGUUAUUGUGCCGAUAUCGGCUGAGAGCGGGAGAGAAAUAAUCGCGGAAUUGAUAAGGAAUAAUCAGUUUCAUGUAUAAUUCAUAUUGCGUUUCGUCUUUGCGUUUUAACGACACCCAUGAGACAGAUUAUGGAACGUUAGGAAACCUCAAAUUAGUUAGCUGCAUAAAAAGAAAAAUUGCGAUUACUUCCGGGAGGCAAAUGUAACGAAUCUUCGCAAUUUUUAUUUUUAUUAAUAUCGCGAGAAAGAAAAAAGGGAGGUACGCUUGACGUCGUCAAAUAAUUUUAUUGUGUUUAUCCAAGCGAAACGAUUUGUUGGUACGUAACAACAAUGAAACACUUAUCUAAUGUAAAUUCUGAAUGAGAAUUGCUUCUCCAAUAAAUAAGACCUACAGUAUCCGGGAAGACUUUUCAUAUUGGCGAGAUUUUCAAUUGCGUUACGAAAGAUGAAUUGUACAACGUAUUUUAUGGGAAUCUACUGCUUUUCUCUCUAUUCACAUCGGUUUAUAUUUAUAUCAGUUUAUAUUUGAUAAACAACUGUAGAAAGGUUUCGUAUAUAUAUAUAUGUACAUGGCCUUUUUACUAUGCGUUUUAAAUAUACGCAUGACAAGGUGGCACACGAA